CUUGCGCAGAGACGCGCCAGUAACCGCUGCAGCGCCCUGACCAGAGAGUUUCUACCCGCCGGCCAGCACUUUGACUACCUUACAAUGGCUGACAAACCUGACAUGGAGGAGAUCAACAAAUUUGAUAAGACAAAGCUGAAGAAGACUGAGACGCAGGAGAAAAAUCCCCUGCCUUCAAAAGAGACCAUUGAACAGGAAAAGGCGGCGGGACAAUGAGGCCCCUCCCUCCUGUCAUGCACUGUACACACCCCCUUCCUCCUGCAUUGCCUUGUUUUCAGUCACUUCUCUUAGCUGUACAACUUUACAAUAUUCUGAACCUAUAACAGUCUGGACAGUUGGCCCCACCCCCUCAGCUACUACAACACUUCUAACCACCUUAAAGCGAUGAGCUGUUCUUUAGUUGUGAUGAAACUUUCUUGGGAGGAGGGGGAGAGACUGUGGAUGUCCAUGUCUUGACCAACACAGAUGUGGUGUGGCAAAGGGGAUUUUUUUUUUUUUUUUUUUUCAGGGGGUCAUGGCCUUUGUCCCUGGAUCCUUGUCACCACCACCGGGCUUCCUGUGUGUGUGGUUGCUUUCACACCGAAGUGAGGCGUUAUGUACGUCUUAUUUUUCUGUCCCAGUUUUGAAGCUCCAUUCACUGGCCAAAAGUGCAAAUUGAUAGUCUUUUUGUUACUUUGUUUUGUAUGUGUACGAUGACAAAGGUAACGGGAAC
This is a messenger RNA of Thalassophryne amazonica, 712 nucleotides long. Its product is annotated as thymosin beta-4. Gene Ontology annotation, cellular component: cytoplasm. The record is from RefSeq and is a predicted model, not a curated record. Gene Ontology annotation, molecular function: actin monomer binding. The transcript has 3 exons. Lineage: Eukaryota; Metazoa; Chordata; Actinopteri; Batrachoidiformes; Batrachoididae. Bases 85 to 216 code for a protein of 43 amino acids. Gene Ontology annotation, biological process: regulation of cell migration; actin filament organization.